ACUAAUAUAUUUGCAGUUGAGCAGUUUAAAUUUAACCUUUUCAAACCAGUUACAGUUUUUCUUUCAAUGCGAUGCUAAUAUAAAUCCUUUAAAUAUAUUUCAAAAUAUACAGAAAGUGGCCAAAUAAUAUUUUUUUAUAUAUAUUUCAUAACAUAUAUUUUUUGAGCAUUUUCCGUAUAUUUUGACAAAUAUUUAUGCCGUAUGGGACCUGAAAUAAUUCAUAAUAAUUUGAUGCGCGCGCACAGUGUCCAGGAGAGGGAGGAGUCAUGUGAUUCUCUUCCUGUCCCACCCACUGUCUACCGGACAGACGGGAAAAGUUCACGGUAAACGGGAACACAGCGACAGCGAACACAGCGAGUUUCCGCGACGCGCGAGCGAACGCAAUCAACAUCGAAACGUUUCAGUAACGCGGCGCUGAUAAAACAUUGCGACGCGAUCACCGACCGGCGCGCGCGCGUCUCUUCCUGUUCUGAAAUCCGCUGGCAGUAAAAGUUGGUCUGAAUAAAGCCGAGCAGAACUUCGGAAAGAAGUUCUGAAAGAAGAUUGACGAUGAUCGAUUAAGAAAGAGAAACCCGACGAAGCGUUUAACGCGACGUGAGUAGAUUUCUGUGCGCGUUCAUGUUCAGCUUUCAUGCGCUUUUCCUGCUAUUCUUCUGGUGCGAGCGCUUCCUGCUCAAAACCACAGCAAAACCCGCACACACACAACAGCUAAAAAUACUGAGACUCUCUUCAGCUCUUCUCAUUUUCUCUCACUGAACUUCAGUUUCUUCAAGUGUUUAGAUGACGGUGACAGCGAAAUGUCAAAGUGACGUCAGGUCACAGGUCUAAGUGAAUGGAGUCACACAAGAGUGUCCGUCCACCCUCAAGGGUCCAUCCGACAUCCAUCCUUUGUGUCCUGACGGAGACUCGUGUCUGAUGGAGAAACGCUCGCAGGUGAUCAGAGAUCUGAGGGCGAGACGACGUUCAUCAUCCCGCUAACUCGGACGCAAUCGGCAUUAACGCCUCGUGAAGCUCCAUGGAGCCGCUGAAGAACAUAUUCUCCCGUGGACCGCUGUCCACGUGGAAAAGUCUGGAUCAGACCCAGAAGGGAAACUUCACCAACCCUAUCUGGACGGCUCUGUUCGACUACGAGGCUUCGGGAAAAGACGAGCUGACGCUUCGUAAGGGCGACCUGGUGGAGGUCCUGUCUCUGGAUUCUGAGAUAUCUGGUGACGAAGGAUGGUGGGCGGGAAAGGUCAACAACAAAGUGGGAAUUUUCCCCUCCAACUACGUCUCCUUCAAACCCAGCGCUUACAGCGAACUGCCGAGCGCCGACGUGGUCCGGGACCUGAGCACGGCCGUGGUGACCGGCGAGUUGGAGCCCAGAGCGGUGGAUUUCAGCGAGCUGAGCUUGGAAGAGGUGAUCGGGGUGGGGGGCUUCGGGAAGGUUUACCGGGGCACGUGGAAGGGGGAGCUGGUGGCCGUCAAAGCGGCCCGCCAGGACCCGGACGAGGACAUCAGCGUCACGGCUCAGAACGUGCAGAACGAGGGAAGGCUCUUCGCCAUGCUCAAGCACCCCAACAUCAUCAUGCUCAAAGGGGUUUGCCUGCAGGAACCUAACCUCUGUCUGAUCAUGGAGUACGCGUCCGGCGGUCCGCUGAGUCGAGCCCUGGCCGGCAGGCGGAUCCCUCCGCACGUCUUGGUGAACUGGGCGGUCCAGAUUGCCCAGGGAAUGCUGUAUCUUCACAGCGAGGCCAUCGUACCCGUCAUCCACCGUGAUCUCAAAUCAAACAACAUCCUGCUGGCUGAACCCAUAGAGAUUGACGGCAUCGAGGGAAAAACUUUGAAGAUCACAGAUUUCGGCCUGGCGAGAGAGUGGCACAAAACAACUAAGAUGAGCACAGCGGGCACUUACGCCUGGAUGGCACCUGAGGUCAUCAAAUCCUCCACUUUCUCUAAAGGCAGCGAUGUAUGGAGUUAUGGUGUGUUGUUAUGGGAGUUGUUGACUGGAGAAUCUCCGUACAGAGGUAUCGACGGUUUGGCUGUGGCUUAUGGAGUCGCUGUAAAUAAACUGACGCUUCCGAUUCCUUCCACGUGUCCUGAACCCUUCGCUCAGCUCAUGUCUGAGUGUUGGGAUCAAGAUCCUCACCGAAGGCCCAAUUUCAGCUCAAUACUGCAGCAGUUAAACGCUCUGGAGCAGCAGGUGAUGGAUGAGAUGCCUCAGGAUUCAUUUCAUUCUCUACAGGAGGAUUGGAAACUGGAGAUUCAGGACAUGUUUGAUGAGCUGCGCGCUAAAGAGAAGGAGCUGCGGUGUCGUGAGGAGGAGCUGAAGCGAGCCGCUCUGGAGCAGAAGUCUCAUGAAGAGUUUCUCCGUCAGCGCGAGCAGCAGUUGGCUCAAUGGGAGCAGGACGUCUUCGAGCGAGAACUUUCACUUCUUAUCCUGAAUGUCAACCAGAACCACAAACCCAACGUCAAGAAACGCAAAGGAACUUUCAAGAAACACAAACUCAAGGUGAAGAAUGGAGAGAAGAUCAGCAUGCCACAGGAUUUUAUUCAUAAGAUUACAGUCCAGGCAUCUCCGUGUUUGGAGAAAAGAAGGAAUUCUCCAGAUUUGGGAUCACCAUCCAUCGGACCGCGUUUCCGUGCAAUACAAUUAAGCCCCAGUGACAGUCGGUGGAGUUCUGUUUGGCCUUUGGAGUCUCUUCCUCUUAAGCAGUCUAAUGGUGAGAGGAGAUUUGCUGCUCCCCAUCUGAGUCCUAAAAGCCCUAAAAGUCCAAAGAUUCUUCGACUCAGUACACCAGAAAACAGUCUGUCAAUGAGAGCCAAACUUCUAGACAUGGACAGCAAUGAAAGCCAGGAGUCUAAAGCAGAUUUUGAAGAAUACAGACCUAUCACACCAGAAUACAACCAUAACCAUAACGGCUCUGAGAGCGAGGAAGGUGGUUCGUCCCCCUGCGGUUCUCCAAAACCGGAUCAGUCCGGGCCAUCGACUCUGGGUAAGGCCACACGUCGAGCUCUGCUCGGUAGCGCCGCCCUGCUGGCGUCUGUGGCUCUCGGCCGCUGUCUGGAACCUCAGCACCCCCCCACGCCACCCCCUCGGGCAUCAUCCAGGACUAACCUACCCACAUUGGAACUAGAACCGGAUCGUUCUCCGGAGCGGUCCGCCGAGCCGGACGUAGUGGGAGAUUUGAUCACGUUUAGCACAGACUCCCUGCCGCGAGGAUUAAUGGACGCGUUAAAACCGCUGGAGACAAAACCGUUACCGCUCACCCCUCCGCCCCCAAACCCCAGAGAGAGAGACAGGGGUGCCCGCCGCGUCCCCCAUCGCAGUCUCAGAGACUGGUCGCCGAACGGAGAGACGUUCAGUGAGAUCUCGUGUCAGGACGAUGAGUGCAGAAGAAGAACUUCUCAGCUAGUGCUGGAUCUUCCUUUGUGUCAAGACACUUUUGAGGUUGAAGACAGAUCUCCAGUACCCUUUGCGCUGUAUCAAGACUCUCAUUUUUGGAGCCCCAAAGCAAACCGUCUGGAGGUAAACAUCGUUCCUCGACCACGACCUUCUCCUAUCCGACCUCGCAUUGACCCGUGGAGUUUUAUAUCUGCCGGUGUGGCGGACAAACCCGCCGUGAAGAAAGCCGUUUCUUCCAGUAGUCCCACGAGCCCUCGACUGGGGUUUCAUCCCUCGCCCACCAACCCGUUCACAAACUGUGACCCGUUCCCUUCCCCAGACUGUGACCCGUUCAAUCUAAAGCUCAACCCUUCCAGAAACUCAGACCUCGCCUCCGGUUUUGACCCCUUCUCCACCCCGUUCCCGACCUCACGGUCCGCUCCCUGCUCAACAAACGUGAGUCCUAAUCUCUCUCUCAGGGUGGCUCCGUUGAAUCCGGCCGAUUGUCCGCUCAUCGAUCUGGGCUGGGUGGGGGUCAACAAACCGCUAGAUGUCGCCAAAGAGAGAGUUCAUCCUCGACGGACCCUCGGGCUCAGCCCGUUCAGAUCAUCUACUGAACACAGAGACGAUCGCUUCUGAAUGAGCAAGGGUCAGGGGUUUUUAACACGCCUCAGUGCAUUCUGGGAUAUAUAUUGCCUGGACAUUCUCUAGUUUUAAAAACUAAAUCAUUAUAAAUGAGACGGGUGGGUUGUAUUGUGACUCUUGGACAGAUGCUGAUGUGUCAUUCCUACUUUGACUAAUGAAAUAUAUCAAUGUCUUCCAGCUUUCAUCAUUUUCUCAGGGUCUUAAUGGCCUUUAACGUGUGCUUAAAUAGAUCCACAGGCGUCCGGUUAUCAGUGUCAAAUCCAUCACAGUCAUCUAAUGAUUUUCAGUCGUAUGUUGUUGCUCAUCUUUCAUUUGGGAGGAACUACAGCCAACAAAACAGCUUGAAUUGUUGUGUUGUGGAGCAUUGAUAACAUCUGUCUGUGAAUACAUCUGAAUCUCAACAUUUCAGCCCAUGAGAGUUUUCAAACGCCCAUGUGUUUGCUGACAUGAGUUUCAAUCAGUUUUCUGCUGGUUGUGUUGGUGUUGUGACAUUUAGGUUUGAGGUUUAGUGGAUUCAUCUUUGCUAAACCUAGAAAGAACCACUGAGGAACAACAACAUUUAUUAUUGUCAAUCUGAGGAUGAGAAACAAAUGAAAAUGGAUUUGAUUUAAUGCCGAUGUUCACUACUGACAGAUGAAAGCUUCUUUAUCUCUGUGCUGAGCGCUGUGCAGACUCUACUGAGAUUUACACUGGUUUACCUUUGGGUGGUUAGCUGAUCAGUUUUACCUUUGGGUGGUUAGCUGAUCUUGGAAGACGUUUUUACUUAACAAUGGUUUAUUAAUUUUUUUCUUUCUCAAAGGCACAAGAACAGAGAUGAUAUUGAUGAUGAUUAAAGCUGCUGUGCUCCUCACACACAUACUGUCACAUUAAACACUUCUCAAAACAUCAUUUGGUUUGAUAUUUUAAAAGAAUAAAGGUCCGUUAACACCAAAGAUGACAUUUAUAUCCAUUCAGAUUUAAAAUGUGGAGACUGCUGUGCACAAACGUAUACUGUAAACAAAGCUAUAUUAAUAUCCACAUGAUAAGGGUUUACUUUAUUUAUGAGUAUCACUCUUGAUCUGAACAGGCCUUUAGAAAGUGACAGAUGUUGUUUUUACAAUCAAAAAGAUAUUAUAAUAACAAAAAUAUUUUUAAAAGAGCCAAUAUAGAGCGCUGCAGGGAUGACAGAUUUUUGUAGGCCAAACCAGAAGUUAGCGGGAUAGGAUUUCCCUCGCCAGAAAACCCAUUCAUUUUUCACAUUGACUGUUGGAUUACCGCAAAAAAGACCCUGUGUUUAACAAAAGUAUAUAAAGGUAAUCUGUACAAAAUUUAUUUUGAAGUCUAGAUUUAUCUCUAGUAAACACAUUUAGACUUCAGUUGUGUUCACUUGUGAAGAUGAUCUUGUUGGACAAAACGUGUAACUUUUAAAACAUGUAAAACAGCGCUUAUUUUUUGUGAUAAUCCAAAAGUCUAUGGGAAAUAAUAAUUGGUGUUUCUGGCGAGGUAACCUAGUGUCCCGCUUAAAGUACAUCAUCCCUGCAGCACUUAACUUUUCUUCUCGAGUAUGACAGUCUGAAUAUUGGUAAAUACAGAGAUGAAAAAUAUCUGUAGUUAUGAUGAAAGUGAAUUAACAUUGAUGUAUUUGGGCAGAUGCUUUAAAGCUAGGUAUCUAUUUUUUAUCAUUCAUCAGCGUAAUAUUGCAAAGAUAAUCUAUCAGAUAUCAUGGAAUGAGAAAUUGAUUUAGCAUCCGUUCCUCCUCUUAAAGUUUGUGUUAUAAACACAUCAUCAUAAUCAAUCAAUCAAUCAAUCACACAAAUAUCAUUGAAGAGAAGGAGGAAAAUGUUUUGGUGCUAAACGAAACCAGACUUCAUUAAAGAUUAUUCUGCUGAUUUCUUGUGUAAGAAAGUCUCAGUCCUGCUGUCAGGAGGUUUCUGAUAACCGAGUACCCAUGUAAGUUUAUUACUACUGUACGUGUUGAUUAAACCUUAAGCUAUGGAUGGUUGCUCACUAAUCCACCCCAGGUCUGUGAUAGUCGAGCUCGUCUUCGUGUCGGAUGCUUCACUUUCAUCUCUGUUUGUUACCUCUGACACGGAUCAAAAUAUAGACUCAAGCUUUGUCUUCUCAUCAUCUGCUCACAUGAAGACAUAAUUAUCUGUAAAGUGAAACUUGAGCUUUUCUGUGUGGUCAGCGGUCGUUUGGGUUUGGUGUCAUGUGCUGACUUUUGAUUGGUGGAUGAUUGACAGGUCAGAAGCUGACACACUGAGGAAACAUUUAAUCAUUACAGCAUCAUUGUACUGUGUGUGUGUAUCACCUUUGACCCUUACAAAUGACAUUGAAAUGAGAAAGUCUUAAAAGCUAUUGCUAUUUAUUCAUGCAUUUUACACACUGGAUUCAAGAGAUUUGAAAAGGGUCAGAGAGAUACUCCACAUUCAAAUACUUUAUUAUAUUUUAAGAAUGAUUUUCACUGGAGGUGCUGCAAAGGGAACAAUAUCAGUUAAAUGUGUGUUUAAAUACUGUAUAAUACAGAGAGAGACUGAGCAGAAUGAGAUUGAGAUCUGUGUAUCUGGAUUUGAGAAAGAGAAAUUUCCUUUAGCGUUUAUGCUUAACUUUCUUUCAUUUCUCCUUCUUUUGAGAUUUCUUUGCAUGAACAGAAAACAAAAACACUUCAGACGUCUCAGACAGACAGACAGACAGACAGACGUUCACUACCUGCCAAACUCACUCAUCUUUGUGUUGAGCUUCAUUAUUUUAAACUUAUAUUCAGUACUCGUGAAGCCUUUAUAACAGCUGUGUUGUGUUCUUUAACUCUUUUAGUUAUCCGGUUGUUUUUAUCUGCUUUGUGUUAUUGUCUUUAUUUUUAUCUCAGUGGGCUGGGCCUAAUCACUUUUCAUACUUUUGUGUUUUACAGUGUGUGUAAGUUGUGUUAAUGAUUGUGUAAAUGUGUUUAUUUUUUCUCAAUUGUAAUGGGUUUUAACCUGUGAACCUUUGGAAAGUGAAUAAAAGAGCGAGACCAAAUGAAAUGAAA
This is a messenger RNA of Paramisgurnus dabryanus, 7013 nucleotides long. Its product is annotated as mitogen-activated protein kinase kinase kinase 11. Gene Ontology annotation, biological process: positive regulation of apoptotic process; microtubule-based process; protein phosphorylation. Gene Ontology annotation, molecular function: protein binding; ATP binding; JUN kinase kinase kinase activity. Gene Ontology annotation, cellular component: centrosome. Lineage: Eukaryota; Metazoa; Chordata; Actinopteri; Cypriniformes; Cobitidae. The record is from RefSeq and is a predicted model, not a curated record.